AUGGCAUUCUCCGGUCCUCAGUUCCAUCCCCUUGGUCUCAUUCCACCCGCCUGCAGACGGCUGGGCGUUGGAGGGGCGCAUAUUGCCUGGUAUUUGCAGCAACUGCUUGCCCUGAAGUAUCAGUGUCAUGCCGACCGACUCACUACGACGGUUGCCGAACAACUCGUCCGCACCUUUGGACGCGUUGCGGUGAAUUAUCGAGAAGAGAUGAACAAAUGGGUCGACGAAAGCUAUUGCACAAGCAAUACGAAGAAAUGGAAUCUGGACUACUCAGACAAUUCAGCAAAGAAGGCGAACGAAGCCGCCGAACGUCGACAGUUGCAGGCAGAGCGAUUACGUGAACUGCACCGAAGACGGCAUCUUGAGAAGGCGGUGCGUCGACAUGUUAUGGCUAAUCACUUUGAGAGAUAA
This is a messenger RNA of Dibothriocephalus latus, 411 nucleotides long. The record is from the annotation of a GenBank genome assembly. Lineage: Eukaryota; Metazoa; Platyhelminthes; Cestoda; Diphyllobothriidea; Diphyllobothriidae.